Cuculus canorus (common cuckoo) is the source of this 6416-nucleotide messenger RNA. It is a transcript of the gene NECTIN3, whose product is annotated as nectin cell adhesion molecule 3. The record is from RefSeq and is a predicted model, not a curated record. The transcript is spliced from 6 exons. Gene Ontology annotation, cellular component: adherens junction; apical junction complex. Gene Ontology annotation, biological process: symbiont entry into host cell; homophilic cell-cell adhesion; heterophilic cell-cell adhesion. NCBI's taxonomy places the organism in Eukaryota, Metazoa, Chordata, Aves, Cuculiformes, Cuculidae. The coding region runs from base 236 to 1909 and encodes 557 amino acids.
CGCGACUCGUCCCGGGGCGGGUAGAAAGAAAAGAAGGCGAGGGGCGUAGUGAAGGCGUGCGCUCCCUUUCUUCCCCCCCCCCACUCCCCGCGGCGGGGUGGUGCGGCCCGCUCCGCGGAGGGCGGGGAGCGUCGCGCGGCGCCUCCCUGCUCAGUGACACACGCGCCCGGCGCGGGGAGGAGGCGGCGGGUCCGGCCGUGCGCGGGGACCGGUUAACGGCCGGAGGAGCCGCACCAUGGCCGGGGCUGCCGACGAAUCCCUCCCUUCGCCGCCUCUUCCCGCCCGCCGGGAACUUUCCGCAGCGGGAGGCGGUGGCGGUGGUGCCUCCCUGCAGCGGCGGCGGCGGGUCCGCCCGGCGGUGUCCCCGGGGCUGGGGCUGCUGGGGCUGGUUUUCUCCCGCUUCUGCUGCAGUGCCUUAGCUGGACCAGUUGUUGAUCCACAUGUGACAGCAGUUUGGGGGAAGAAGGUUGCACUGAAAUGCAUAAUUGAUGUAAAUGAAACAAUUACACAAGUUUCUUGGGAGAAGGUACAUGGUAAAAAUUCGAAGACUAUUGCUGUUCAUCAUCCUGAAUAUGGAAUAUCCGUUCAAGGAGAAUACCAAGAAAGAGUGUCAUUUAAAAACUACUCACUUACUGAUGCAACAAUCAUCUUAAAAAAUGUAAGCUUUUCUGAUGCAGGAGAAUAUAUUUGCAAGGCAGUUACAUUCCCACUUGGAAAUACACAGUCAUCAACAACUGUAACAGUACUAGUUGAACCUGUUGUGAGCUUAAUGAAAGGACCAAACCCUCUAAUAGAUGGUGCAAAUAGGACUAUAGCAGCCACUUGUACAGCAGCCACUGGAAAACCUGCUGCGGAGAUUGACUGGGAAGGAGGUCUUGGUGAAAUGGAAUCCAGCUCUACUUUGUUUCCAAAUGAAACGGUGACAGUUGUAAGUCAGUAUAUGAUUGUCCCUACACGAUUUGCAAGAGGAAGACGUAUAACUUGUAUUGUGAGACAUCCUGCUUUGGAAAAGGAGAUAAGAUACACUCAUGUGCUGGACAUACAGUAUGCCCCAGAAGUUUCAGUAACUGGCUAUGACGGAAACUGGUUCAUCGGAAGAGAGAACGUUCAGCUCAGAUGUAAUGCUGAUGCAAAUCCCUUACCUAUGGAAUUUAUGUGGACCAGGUUGGAUGGACAAUGGCCUGAAGGAUUGCUAUCUAUUAACAAUACUCUGCAGUUCAGUAGUCCAUUGACUUACAACUACACUGGGACUUACAUCUGUAAGGUGACUAAUUCGCUUGGUCAGAGAAGUGAUCAGAAGACUAUCUACAUCUUGGAUCCUCCUACUACUACCACUCGACUGCCCACGGUUCCCUGGCAUCCUUCGACUGAUGGCAUCACAGGUUUAGCAACAGAACCUAGAGUAAUAGAUUUCGCAACAUCAACAUUGCCAGCAAUGCAGCAAGACACUUGGGGUACCAUCAUCGGUAGUGCGGUGGGUGGGGCUCUCCUCCUCAUACUUGUCAGUGUUCUUGUUGGAAUUAUUUGCUAUAGGAGAAGACGGACGUUCCGUGGUGACUACUUUGCUAAGAACUACAUUCCACCAUCAGAUAUGCAAAAAGAAUCUCAAAUAGAUGUUCUUCAGUCAGAUGAUGUGGAUUCUUAUCCUGACAGUCUAAAAAAAGAAAUAAAGCAUCCAAUGGACAUCCUAAUAUCUAAAGAUUAUUUAGAAGACCCUGAAAAAGCAGAGUGGAACAAUAUAGACAAUAUUAACAGGUACCAGGAACGUUAUGAAAGACCAAUGGAUUACUAUGAAAGUGGAACAUUGGGAAUGAAGUAUAUGGGUGGUGAAUGUUAUGAUGACAAUGAAGAAGACUUUGUUUCUCACAUAGAUGGUUCAGUAAUAUCUCGGAGGGAGUGGUAUGUGUAGUAACCACUGAAAACUAAAUGUGUAUCUACAGUUCAUUUCAUUGGCUGAUCACUUUCAGAUUGUUUAUACUUAAGAGGAGGAAUAAACUUUUUGAAACUGAUUUUUUUUGAAGGUUUUUAUAUUGUGACUUGACAAACAGAAAUAUUGAAUCUGGGGAAAAUAUAUUUGAGCUGCUUUUUUCCCCAAUGCUGUACUACUGUUUUAGAUUUGAGGUUUAAUGCAGAGUGCUUAUUGGUCUGUGUUGGAGGUAAAAAAGGCGAAAUUAAAGUUGCCAUUCAAAAGUGUUUAACAAUAAAAAGUGGCUAUCUUGGCUCUAAUUUAAAAAUAAGUUUACCUAAGGCAGUGAUCAUAUAUAAUCUUUCAGGACAUAUAAUUCACAGAUUAAAGUGAAUUAUUCCAUUGAUGGUAAACUUAAUGCUUCUGUAUAGCAACCACUUUACCAUUUAAAAUUAGUUACAGCAGAAUCAAAGCUUUAUUUUUACUUUUUUUCUGCACAAAAAUGAAUACCUCUUAGCAUUUGAAUGAGCCUUCUUGUAACUAUGUACUUAAAAGAAGUCAUUGCACUGAAACUAACUUAUGAACAAAACUUUGAGGAGUAACUAAACAGGUCAGAGGCUUGUCUUUGAAUAAGAUGAAAAGUUAUUUUUUAUAGUCGCUGAUUUCUAAAGCUUAUGCUAGUGGGUGUAUAUAUACAGUAAGAUAAUUUGUUAGGCCUGUGAUUAGCAGGAUGUCAAAACUCAUUAAGGAAUACAAGACUCCUUGCAGGUACACAGGGUACAAUUUUACAGACCUGUUUCUGAGGCUUUUGGGGAAUCUUGCCGUAGAAUUUGAAAGCUGGAGAAUUAGAGCUGGAGACUGACAUAAAUUUGCUUUUUUUCCCAGGUACCUAUAAACACUAAGCAUACUAAGAUAUCAAAGCAUUUGCUAGAAUUCUUAUGAGCAGAAGUUAAAACAGCGGUUUUACGUUGCUUCUGAAUCAGUUACAAUGCUUGCUUUGAAGAGGGUAACUAGAAUUUCAGAUUAUUAAAGUGGACGCUUUCAUUGCUAUUUCACAUCGAGAAAACACUCUCUGAUUAGUGCAACUACAGAAUCUAUGGAAAGGCUGAAUUGUGCAGUCUCUGCACUGCAGUGGAUUUAUUUUCCCUGCAAAUAACAUGUACUGAUUUUGCAAUAUGUUCUUGUUCUUUAAAAUGACAUUGUAUGCAUUAUAUGUAGGACAUCUUGUUGGACAUCUGAAGUUCUACUUUGUUUUGGGCACGUUCACCAAACUGAUUCUCCUGACUACGUAGGGAGGAAUGAAAUAACUUUGAGUUGUAGAACAAUGAUAAAUUCAUAAUUAGAGUAGUAGGUCAUUUGAAGUGCCAUUUUUAAGUAUUUAGCUUGAAAAUGAAGCUGAUAAGGCUAUUGGUAUUUGAAACCUGAAAAGGGAAAAAUGUGCUACCUUUAAAAUUAAAUAGGCUGUAUAAUUACAGCUGGUUCUUGAGCAUUCAUUCUGGAAGUUCUUUUCUAUCUUCAUGAUCUUUGGUAGCUUACAGCAUUUAGAGCUUCACGAAUAGUUGUAUUGAGCGUUGUAGACAAUACACUGUGAUUGCAUAUGACUGCAUGUCUUUUUAAAAAGAUUAAGACAACAGUUUUAUUUGAAAUUCAAAUGGAAAAGCAUCCCUAAAAAACUUAAGUUCAUGUUUGGAUUAAUGGAGUAUUGAAAAAUGUUUUUUAACCAAAGUCUCAAACAAUAGCAAAUGAUAGUGCGUCUCUAGUUAGAGUGCAAAUACAAGGGAAGGAGUUAAAUUUCUAGUAGAAGGUUCUGAUCCAAAUUAUUUCUGGAAUAAAGAGAUCAUACCUCUCUUCAAAUAAAUACUUGAUAUAUCAUCUUUAAAAGAUGGUGUUACUUGGAAAUAAACAACCAUAAGCCUGUUUUCCACAUGGGAUAUCUUGCUUUUGUCUCUGUGGAUUUUUUUGUUUGGUUUUUUUUAAAAAGAUAUAUAUAUAUAUAUUUAAUUCCUAUGAAGUUAAGAAGUUGAAAUGUUUUGGAGUUGAAGUUGAUAAUAGGGAUAGGGUUUAUGCGUGUUGCAAUGUUUUUGUACAAUAUGUCUGCUGUAAAAAGAAUUGAUUGUAAGUACAAAUGGCUGUUGUGUGAAUAAAAUUUUUGUUACAUUCUGGAACAUAGGUAGUGUUCAAAAAUGCUUGACAGUUAUAUUCUUAAAACUGAAGAUGAAAAAGCAUGAUAAAAACAGAGGCUAAGUAGAAGGAACUGAAGUAUUUAAGCUGUUUAAGAUGGUCUUCUUAACAUUUCCUCUUGGAGACACUAAGCUUAUGAAACAGGUCUCCACUUUAUAACUUGAGAGUGAUAAAUAUGAACAGUUUCUUUCCAAACACUGUCAACUUAAGCACAGCUGAUACAUUGUCUACAAUUUUCAUUUAAAAAAAAGUGAUUUUUUUUUUCAAUUGCGAGAGCUCUGCUUCAUCCGUAUUUCUUGGAGUGAAUCAAUUCCCAUCUAUUUCUGACCAACUGGUGGUUCGAAUUCUGUGUAGCUGGCAGCUUAUACCUUAGAUGCUCUCUUGCUUCUUCAACUUGGUAUGGUAGUCUGGGCUUCUGAUCAUUACUCGGAUUAGAUUGAUAGAAUUUUGGUGCGGCUGCUUUUGCCAAGCAAUCAAAAAAGCAAAUUAAGUGAAUCCUGUGGUAAUUGUGCUUCGGUUCCUGUAUGUUACUGCAAUUGCCAGGAUAUUCUUUUUUCUUCCCCCACUUGGUGUUCAGAGGUAAAUGUGUGGCUCUUGUCAUCUUACCCAGAAUGGGGUUCGGGGGCUAAACUUUCAAUGAAAGCACAGUACUUCAUGAUGUUUCAAUAUUAUGGCAGAAUUUACCAGAAAAACAGGGCACUGUAAAGGUACUACAGUAUGAAACAGUCAAAUUCUUAUGAUGAAAUUGUAAUCACAGGGCCAAAGCAUCUUCAUAAAUUCUGGACCUAAUGGUAUAUUUUAUUUACCUGCAACUUUUUCACUGAAAUAGGGUGUGCAGCAUAAACAAGCGGAUUAAUAUGCAGUGGUUAAAUGAGACUUUCACUGAUUCACGUGUCCAAUCUUCACGAAAAAAUGAGAAUUAUGGUUCUUUGGUAUAUAGACUGGUACUGACAGAUAAAUGGAGCUUAUGGCAAGACAGAUGUUUUGUGAAACGGAACAAUAAUCACUGAAGGUGUAGUAUGUUACACUGAUCUCCUGAAGUGAAUUAGCUUGUUGCAAGUUGUUAAUCCAUGACUUUAUGAAUUAAGGAAGUCAUAAAAAUUGCUUAUUUCAGUUUUGCUCGGUCUACCUCAGAUGUACCUACAUGAGUGAUCCCAGGGAGGUAUUGCUGCUAGGUCUUUGAUAUGCUGUGAAAGGACAGAGAUCCCCUUAUUAGGUUGGAAAUAAGGUGUUUGGGGCAGUACCAAAAUGAGACUGAGAAAUAAAUGUCUUUGUCCAGCUUUUCAGCAUACAGGCAGAAGAGCAUCAGAAUUGUAAGUAAUUGAUAAAACAGAUUUGAUAGUUAUUUUAGCCUUUUGACCUAGAAUAUGUUGCUGGAGAGGCUCCUAAAAUUUCCUUGGUAAGAGAUAAAAUAGAACAUGUUUGUGUGUGUAUCAGUGUAAGUCAGAGCAUUAUUUCUGUAUUCUACCAGUGUUUACAGCUAAAACUUUUAAUGAAGCUAAUAUGAAUUACUCCAGUUGCAUGACUUAUAAGCCUUUUUUGCUGAUUGAUAUUAGAUUGAUGUUGAAUUAAAGUAUGCUAACAGGUUUCACAGCUUUGAGAUAUAAAACUUUUGGAAAUCCUAGCAUUGUGAAAUUGCUGAUUUUAAAAGACUGACAAGCGUAUUAAUUCAGUAAGAGUUGUUAAAUGUCAGAUUUGGCGAUGCUGAAGUCAAAAGAAAAUUGUGUUUUGCUUUUUUUUAAAAAAAAAAAGAACAGCUUUUCUCCCCUCUUGUUAAAAACUACGUUUAUAAAAAUGGCUGUUCCAUGUAGCUGAAGCAUGAAAUCCUAGAAAUAAUAGAUGGUCUUAGGGUUUUUUUUGAUGAGUGUAAACAGAGUAUUAGUGAGUUUUUUUGUUCCUUCUAGUAGUAUAUCUUUUUUCCCCUGCUUUUAAGUUUCCUUUCUUCCAUUCUGCAGACUUCAGUGGCUUUAGAGGAAGAUUUCCUUUAAAGCCACAGUUGUCUACUUCUUUGAAUUAAUACUUCGUUUGCUCAUCUAAGUGCAAAGCAUGUUCUGUAACUUCAUCUUGUGUUGAAAUAGAAAAUAAAAGCCUGCAGCUAGUAUUUAUUAAAAGUAGUGAAUGAAAUUUUUGAAAUUAUGAAUCAUUCAUGAGCUUUCUUAAUUCAGACAGUUUUUUAAUUGGAUGACCAGAGUCAGGACUGCAAGAGUGCUAGUGCAGGACAAGGCUUUCAGUUUGGUCAUGGAAGGAAAAACAUUCCUCAGAGCAAUGCUGACAUAGCUUGUCUGAGUAUUGAAAGGAUGUGAGCUGCUUAAACUUGUAAUCUAUACUA